CCCCCUUCCAACUCUCACAGCAGCAGAUGUCUUCGCAAUUUAGCACGUUACGAACGUCCCCCUCCGCCCCACGUGCCCAGAGCGUACCGAUCAGCCGUCCUCAUCGCCCUAUUCGUGGGAAGGAUGGGCGACUUGUACGUCUUGUUGACACAGCGGAGUAUGGCGUUGAAGAGCUUUCCAGGGGAUACAGCUCUCCCAGGUGGGAAGGCGGAUAAGAAGGACCGAUCGGCGGAGGAGACGGCUCGACGUGAAGCUUUUGAAGAAAUUGGACUUCCGCAAGACCCCCUCCUCGUCCCACACCUCUGCACACUGCCCCCUUUUCUUUCAGCCAACAACCUGCUCGUGACGCCAGUAAUAGUGCUAAUCACCUCCCGUGCCCUACGUCCGAUCCUCAACACGCCCGAAGUAGCUCGGCUCUUCGCUCAUCCCCUGCUCGCUUUCCUCUCCCAGUCGGCACCUUUCAGCAACGCAGGUGAAUAUCACACGCUCAAAGACGUUCUCUGGGCGUCGGAUCCCUCUUCCGGCCCAGUGAGGCUACACAGGUUCCUCACGGGAAGGGAAGGGGAAGGAAUCAAACCCGUUUUCGGGCUUACGGCUGCUAUCCUUAUCCGAGCAGCGGAAGUGGGAUACGGGAGGAAGGCGGAGUUUGAUGUUGAGGCUGAAGGGCAAAGGGAGAUGGGAGACAGGAUUGGACACGUUUUGAAAGGGCUGGGAUUGAGAGAGGAGGAGAGGGUAGGGAGGAAGUGGUAUUUGACGAUGGAGAAGGGGGAGAACGGAAGGAAGGGGAAAGCGAAGCUUUGA
Molecule: messenger RNA, 801 nt
Organism: Dacryopinax primogenitus
Lineage: Eukaryota; Fungi; Basidiomycota; Dacrymycetes; Dacrymycetales; Dacrymycetaceae
Exons: 4
Coding region: 124-801 (225 amino acids)
Biological process (GO): coenzyme A catabolic process
Molecular function (GO): acetyl-CoA hydrolase activity; coenzyme A diphosphatase activity
Source: RefSeq, a predicted model, not a curated record